AUGGAUCAUCAUCUUAUCCAAGAAAGUGAAGUAGAAGUAGAUAAUACGAAUAGUGAUCUUUUAAUGCAAAUCAGAAUUUUAAAAAAUUCUCUCAAUGUUCUUGCAACUGAAAAUUCUAAACAAUCACAAAUUAUUGAAAUUAAAAAUAAUAAAAUUUAUGAAUUAGAAUAUGAAUGCGAAUAUCUUAAAAAACAAAUUGCUGAUUUUAAUCUUAGAUUAGAAAGUUUAAAUUUAUAUAAAAAUAAUAUAGAAAUAUUAACAAAUGAAAAAAAUAAGUUAGAAAAUGAAAAUACAUACUUAAAAGAACAAUGGAAUGAAUGGUAUAGUACUCAACAAAAGCGAAUAACAGAAUUCUUGAAUCCAAUAAAAAUGAAUAGUGCAUUUACUAAUUUAGAUGGUGAAAUUAAUUUGAGUGAAGAAAUGAAGUCAUUUAGUGUACUUGCACAAGAAAAAAGACAAGAGGCUGAAAUAAUGAAAAAUGAAAGCACAAUGAAAAAAGAAGAGCUUAUUUCAGUUAUCAAUUUAAUACUUAUAUUACUUCCUGAAACACAAUACUCAAAGUAUACUAAUUUAAAAAAUAAGACAAAAACUAUAGUAUUAACAAUCUUGCAAGAAAUACAAGGCUUAAAUAAUGCUGAAGAUGCUAUUGAUGAAGAAAAUGAAGAUAAAGAGCUUAUAGACGAAGAAAUAAUAUAA
Cetraspora pellucida is the source of this 696-nucleotide messenger RNA. The record is from the annotation of a GenBank genome assembly. NCBI's taxonomy places the organism in Eukaryota, Fungi, Glomeromycota, Glomeromycetes, Diversisporales, Gigasporaceae.